Messenger RNA from Microplitis demolitor, 1407 nucleotides. RefSeq lists its product as uncharacterized. NCBI's taxonomy places the organism in Eukaryota, Metazoa, Arthropoda, Insecta, Hymenoptera, Braconidae. The transcript is spliced from 4 exons. The record is from RefSeq and is a predicted model, not a curated record. Bases 1 to 1407 code for a protein of 468 amino acids.
AUGAAUAUUAACAAUAUCACAGAAGAGGCGUGCUACUUCCCAUUAAAAUGGGUCGAGAAGUUUGGACUUGCCAUAUUGUGGCAAAAUUUAAUCGGGCAUAUUUGGCGUCAACUGGGUGUUGGUGAAGAUCCCACCGAUAUCAUCUUUCAAAUAGACCAGCAGCGUGUAAAGCUGGUUAAUCUUGGAUUUCGCAUUUGGUGUUUUUUCAUGGUGCAUGAUGAUGACGACGAUGACUUGAGAUAUGCAACGUUGAGAAAUGUUUCAUAUGACGGAAAUUAUUUUGUCGUUAAAAUGAUAACAACUCGUUGUCUCAAAUCAGGCCUCAUCGGACAAGGAUGGCCUGAAAACGUUGUAAGAUUUAUCAGACCGAAUGAAGAAGAACCAAUAGCCGAUGCUAAAAAUAAUAUUGUACGCAGUUAUUCACCAUUGUCUUCAUUAUCAUCAUCAUCAUCAUCACAAUUAAGUUCAGGACAACCAGAAAUGCGACUCAAACGGAUUACCACCACCACCACCACCACCACUGCCACCACAGAACAACAACAACAACAACAACAACAACAACAACAACAACAACAACAACAACAACAACAACAACAACAACAACAACAACAACAACAACAACAACAACAACAACAACAACAACAACAACAACAACAACAACAACAACAACAACAACAACAACAACAACAACAACAACAACAACAACAACAACAACAACAACAACAACAACAACAACAACAACAACAACAACAACAACAACAACAACAACAACAACAACAACAACAACAACAACAACAACAACAACAACAACAACAACAACAACAACAACAACAACAACAACAACAACAACAACAACAACAACAACAACAACAACAACAACAACAACAACAACAACAACAACAACAACAACAACAACAACAACAACAACAACAACAACAACAACAACAACAACAACAACAACAACAACAACAACAACAACAACAACAACAACAACAACAACAACAACAACAACAACAACAACAACAACAACAACAACAACAACAACAACAACAACAACAACAACAACAACAACAACAACAACAACAACAACAACAACAACAACAACAACAACAACAACAACAACAACAACAACAACAACAACAACAACAACAACAACAACAACAACAACAACAACAACAACAACAACAACAACAACAACAACAACAACAACAACAACAACAACAACAACAACAACAACAACAACAACAACAACAACAACAACAACAACAACAACGAACCUGGGAUGAAUAUUCUAAUCAUCAUUAUCAACAACAAUUUAUUGGCCAUGAUAUUGAAGUCAAUUAUAUACAGAAUAAUUACAUCAACACCCCUUCUGAUGAUGAAGAGAAUAUGAAUUAUUUUUAUUAA